AUGGAAAUACCAGUGGCACCUGGUCGAGGACUUAGCUCUGCCCCAGAUGAAAUCCAGCACCCGCAUAUGAAAUUUUCUGAAUGGAAAUUCAAACUCUUCAAAGUGAGAUCCUUUGUGAAGCCCCCUCCUGAAGAAGCUCAGGGGCCAAAUAAGAACAUGGGAGAAGGCCAGGCGUCUCUGGAAGAGACCCCAGCGGUCAUAAGCAGCGCCAAAAUUCUAGCACCAGAAAAGCCGGCCAUGAUCCAGCCAACAUUCUCAGCCCUUCCCAAGUCUUUGGAGAAGCCUGCUGAUGUUGGAAAGGCUCGGGAGAAGGCAAUUCACCUGGCCAGCCUCCGGCAGCUUUGCCGUAUCUGUGGUGUUUCCUUUAGAGCUGAUGGACAGAAUAGGAGAUACCCUGUCCAUGGUCCAGUGGACAAUAAAACUCAGGGCCUCCUUCGAAAGAAGGAGAAGAAAUUCACCUCCUGGCCAGACCUGAUCGCGAAGGUUUUUAAAAUUGACGUGAAAGGGGAUGUUGACUCCAUCCACCCCACCCAGUUUUGCCACAGCUGUUGGAAUAUUAUGUAUGCGAGGUUCAGCAAUGCCCCCUGUGAGGUACACUUCCCAAGAAACGCUGCCAUAGAGUGGCGUCCACACACCCCAGCCUGUGACAGCUGCCAGGCAGCCCGCCGGGGACUCAAGAGGAAAGGCCAUCAGUCCAAUCUGUCGCUCAGCAAAAAGUUCAAGACCGUGAUCAAACGGACUGGGAGAGUCCAUCCUUCCAAGAGUCAAGUCCAGCCUCGAAACAGCAGCAAAGAUCGGAUGAAGAAGAUUACCAACUGCAGCAAGAUGCACUUGAGCACUAAGCUGCUAGCUGUGGACUACCCUGUGGACUUUGUGAAGGCCAUCUCAUGCCAGAUCUGUGAGCACAUUGUGACUGACCCAGUGGAAACCACCUGCAGGCAUGUAUUCUGUAGAACCUGUAUUUUGAGGUGCCUCAAGGUCAUGGGCAGCUAUUGCCCUUCUUGCCAGUAUCCCUGCUUCCCUACAGAUGUGGAAAGCCCGGCGAGGUCCUUUGUGAACAUCCUCAAUUCCCUGCUGGUGAAAUGUCCUGUGAAUGAUUGUGACAAGGAAGUCAGCUUUGAAAAAUACAACCAGCACAUCUCCAGCCACAAGGAACCGAAAGCGUCCUACGUGUACAUUAAUAAAGGUGGCCGGCCCCGGCAGCAUCUGUUGUCCCUCACCAGGAGGGCUCAGAAACACCGGCUGAGAGAACUGAAGAUGCAGGUCAAGGCUUUUGCAGAUAAAGAAGAAGGCGGUGAUCUGAAGGCAGUGUGCCUGACUUUAUUCCUGCUAGUACUGAGAGCAAGGAAUGAGCAUCGGCAAGCGGACGAACUUGAGGCUAUUAUGAAGGGCAGAGGCUCGGGCCUCCAGGCAGCUGUGUGCUUGGCCAUUAGGGUCAACACUUUUCUGAGCUGUAGCCAGUACCACAAGAUGUACCGGACUGUAAAAGCCAUCACCGGGAGGCAGAUAUUCCAGCCCUUGCACGCCCUUCGAAAUGCAGAAAAGACCCUCCUGCCUGGAUAUCACCCGUUCGAGUGGAAGCCCCCUCUGAAGAACGUCUCCGCUCGCACAGACAUCGGCAUUAUUGAUGGGCUUUCUGGCUGGGCUGCGUCUGUGGAUGACUACCCAGUUGACACCAUUGCCAAAAGGUUUCGUUAUGAUGCGGCCCUGGUGUCUGCCUUGAUGGACAUGGAAGAAGACAUCCUAGAAGGCCUGAAAUCCCAAGACUUGGGGGACUACUUGAGUGGCCCUUUCACUGUGGUGGUGAAGGAGUCUUGUGAUGGGAUGGGAGAUGUGAGUGAGAAGCAUGGGAGUGGGCCAGCUGUGCCUGAGAAAGCCGUUCGCUUUUCCUUCACUAUCAUGAAUAUUACCAUCACACAAGAUCAGGAGAGUGUGAGGAUAUUUGAAGAAUCCAAGCCCAACUCUGAGCUGUGCUGUAAGCCCUUGUGCCUCAUGCUGGCUGAUGAGUCGGACCACGAAACCCUGACAGCCAUCCUGAGUCCCCUCAUUGCAGAGAGAGAAGCGAUGAAGAGCAGCGAAUUGCUGCUUGAGAUGGGAGGCAUCCCAAGGACUUUCAAGUUCAUCUUUAGAGGAACUGGCUAUGAUGAAAAACUUGUCCGGGAAGUUGAAGGUCUCGAGGCUUCUGGCUCUGUCUACAUUUGCACUCUCUGUGACGCCACACGGCUGGAAGCUUCCCAAAAUCUUGUCCUUCACUCCAUCACGAGGAGUCACGCAGAGAAUCUGGAACGUUAUGAAGUCUGGAGGUCCAACCCCUAUCAGGAGUCAGCAGAAGAACUGAGAGACAGGGUGAAAGGGGUCUCAGCAAAGCCUUUCAUCGAGACAGUCCCUUCCAUCGAUGCUCUCCACUGUGACAUUGGCAAUGCAGCAGAGUUCUACAAACUCUUCCAGCUGGAAAUUGGGGAAGUUUAUAAGAAUCCCAAUGCAUCCAAAGAAGAGAGGAAGCGAUGGCAGGCUACCUUGGACAAGCACCUCCGGAAAAAAAUGAACCUGAAGCCCAUCAUGAGGAUGAAUGGCAACUUUGCCAGGAAGCUCAUGACCAAGGAGACGGUGGAAGCAGUAUGUGAGUUAAUUCACUGUGAGGAAAGGCAUGAGGCCCUGAGGGAGCUAAUGGACCUUUAUCUGAAAAUGAAACCUGUGUGGCGCUCAACAUGCCCAGCCAAAGAGUGUCCAGAAUCACUUUGCCAGUAUAGUUUCAACUCACAGCGCUUUGCAGAACUCCUGUCUACCAAAUUCCGGUACAGAUACGAGGGGAAAAUCACCAAUUACUUUCACAAGACCCUGGCCCAUGUCCCUGAGAUCAUCGAGAGAGAUGGCUCCAUCGGAGCAUGGGCCAGUGAAGGGAAUGAAUCCGGUAAUAAACUCUUCCGACGUUUCCGGAAAAUGAAUGCUAGACAGUCCAAGUGUUAUGAAAUGGAGGAUGUCCUGAAACACCAUUGGUUGUACACUUCCAAAUACCUCCAGAAGUUUAUGAAUGCUCAUAAUGCUGUGAAGAAUACCGGUCUCAUUAUCAACUCACAAGCAGGCUUUGAAGACUCUUUAGGGCUAGAAGACUCACUGGAAAUUCUUAAUUCAAUGGAAUUCUAA
Antechinus flavipes (yellow-footed antechinus) is the source of this 3144-nucleotide messenger RNA. RefSeq names its product recombination activating 1 (gene RAG1). The coding region runs from base 1 to 3144 and encodes 1047 amino acids. The transcript has a single exon. Gene Ontology annotation, biological process: adaptive immune response; V(D)J recombination; pre-B cell allelic exclusion. Gene Ontology annotation, molecular function: sequence-specific DNA binding; metal ion binding; ubiquitin protein ligase activity. The record is from RefSeq and is a predicted model, not a curated record. NCBI's taxonomy places the organism in Eukaryota, Metazoa, Chordata, Mammalia, Dasyuromorphia, Dasyuridae. Gene Ontology annotation, cellular component: DNA recombinase complex; endodeoxyribonuclease complex; nucleus.